Molecule: messenger RNA, 3225 nt
Organism: Fibroporia radiculosa
Lineage: Eukaryota; Fungi; Basidiomycota; Agaricomycetes; Polyporales; Fibroporiaceae
Exons: 10
Coding region: 1-3225 (1074 amino acids)
Biological process (GO): nuclear-transcribed mRNA catabolic process, nonsense-mediated decay
Cellular component (GO): cytoplasm
Molecular function (GO): ATP binding; RNA helicase activity; DNA binding
Source: RefSeq, a predicted model, not a curated record
AUGGACUCGUUUGAGAAUUUUCAGUACGACUCUGCAUCCUCAUACGGCAGCAUAGGCGUCGUAGACGACACUUCUUCUAUAUACACCGCAAAUACCACAAGCCAUAGUCACUUACCGGUUGACUUGGAAAGCCUCUCGCUCACGGACGACCGCUCUUAUGUCUCGUCUCCUAAUGGAGGAAGCGGACAGGGAGUAGCCAGAGCUGGUAUCGACGAAGAUUUCGAUGCUGUCCUAGACGAUCUCAAAGACGAGAGUCAGGUCGAUUUACCGCCUCACGCGUGCAGCUAUUGCGGCAUUCACUCCCCUGCUUCUGUCGUGAAAUGCAUCGUCUGUUCCAAAUGGUUUUGCAACUCUCGCGGCAACACUUCUGCGUCUCAUAUCGUGAAUCAUUUGGUGCGCGCCAAGCACAAGGAAGUUAUUUUGCACAGCGAGAGCCCCCUUGGAGAGACGAUCCCCGAAUGCUAUAACUGUGGAAGCAAGAACGUAUUUAUGCUUGGUUUCAUACCUGCGAAGAGCGACACUGUCGUAGUUCUCCUUUGCCGCCAACCCUGUGCUGCGAUCUCCAAGGACAUUUCCUGGAACGCCGCCUUAUGGGCCCCUCUUAUUGACGAUCGAUCAUUUUUAUCUUGGCUUGUCAAACCUCCCAGUGAGACCGAGCAGCUCAGGUCUCGUCAGAUAUCUUUUCAGCAGAUUAAUCGCCUCGAGGAUUUGUGGCGUGAAAACUCGACCGCAACUUUGGAAGAUCUUGAGAAGCCAGGCGUGGACGACGAGCCGCAAUCCAUUCUCUUGCGCUAUGAGGACGCAUAUCAGUAUCAGAACAUCUUUGGACCUCUCGUAAAGAUCGAAGCGGACUACGACAAGCGCUUGAAGGAGUCACAGACACAGACCGACAUUUCCGUGCGCUGGGACCUCGGUCUCAAUCAGAAGCGUGUAGCAUGGUUUUGCUUACCCAAACUCGAGAGCGGAGAGGUCAGGUUGGCUGUCGGAGACGAGCUCAGGCUGAAGUAUUCUGGCCAAUUACACAAGCCUUGGGAAGGUGACGGCCACGUUAUCAAAAUCCCCAAUAAUGUCUCGGAUGAGAUUGGCUUGGAACUGCGGAGAUCGGAGGGAGUUCCUACCGAAGUCACACACAAUUACACCGCAGAUUUUGUGUGGAAAUCCACGAGUUUUGAUAGGAUGCAGCUCGCGAUGAAGACAUUUGCCGUUGAUGAAAAGAGUGUCAGUGGGUACAUUUAUCAUAAGCUUUUGGGACAUGAGCUAGAGCCGCAGGUUCUCCGGACGCACAUGCCGAAGCGUUUUUCAGCUCCAGGUCUUCCGGAACUUAACCACUCGCAGAUGUAUGCGGUCAAGAGCGUUUUACAGAAGCCUAUCAGUCUAAUUCAGGGUCCCCCGGGUACAGGCAAGACUGUGACGUCAGCGUCGACGGUAUACCAUCUGGCGAAGAUGAAUCCUGGACAAGUACUCGUCUGCGCUCCCUCGAAUGUGGCCGUGGACCAGCUGACCGAGAAGAUCCAUGCGACUGGUCUCAAAGUCGUGCGCCUCACUGCCAAAUCGCGCGAGGCUCUGGACUCGUCUGUGUCGUUCUUGACUUUGCAUCAACAAGUUGCCAACUACACGACUCACGUGGAACUGCAGAAGCUUAUUCAACUCAAGAACGAGCAAGGAGAGCUUAGCUCGAACGACGAGAGAAAGUAUAAGGCGCUGAUCAGGCAGUGUGAGAAGGAGAUUCUCAGCGCUGCCGAUGUCAUCUGUUGCACAUGUGUUGGUGCUGGUGACCCACGCCUCAGCAAGCUCAAGUUCCGGACAGUUCUCAUCGAUGAAGCCACACAGGCGGCGGAACCCGAAUGCAUGAUUCCGUUGGUGCUCGGCUGCAAACAAGUGGUCCUCGUUGGCGAUCAUCAGCAAUUGGGUCCUGUAAUCAUGAACAAGAAGGCAGCACGCGCCGGACUAACCCAAUCGCUGUUCGAGCGCCUCGUUGUGCUCGGCAAUCGUCCUAUUCGACUGCAGGUUCAAUAUCGCAUGCACCCAUGCUUAUCGGAGUUUCCAUCGAACAUGUUCUACGAAGGCACUCUCCAGAACGGAGUUACCGCUCCUGAGCGGCUGCGGAAGAAUGUCGACUUCCCGUGGCCUGUUCCUGACACACCCAUGUUCUUCUAUCAGAAUUUAGGUCAGGAAGAGAUUUCUUCGAGCGGCACGUCCUUCCUAAAUAGGACGGAGGCAUCUAACGUCGAGAAGAUCGUCACCAAGUUCUUUAAAUCCGGUGUGGUGCCGAGCCAGAUCGGAGUGGUUACUCCGUAUGAGGGUCAACGGUCGUACAUCGUGAACUACAUGCAGUUCAACGGAUCGCUCAAGAAGGACCUGUAUAAGGAGAUCGAGGUGGCUAGCGUAGACGCCUUUCAAGGACGGGAGAAGGAUUACAUCAUCCUCAGUUGUGUUCGCAGCAACGAGCACCAGGGGAUUGGAUUCUUGAACGACCCGCGGCGUUUGAACGUGGCGCUCACUCGUGCAAAAUACGGCGUGGUGAUUCUAGGGAACCCAAAGGUUCUCAGUAAGCAUCCCCUUUGGCACUAUCUCCUGACGCACUACAAGGAGAAGAACUGCCUUGUUGAGGGGCCUCUGAGUAACCUGCAGCCCAGCAUGAUCCAAUUUAGUAAGCCAAGACGCACUCUCGUGAAGGCGAUGGAUCAGUUCCGUCGACACGAGACCAACGCGCGUGAUUAUUUGGGCAGCGGUCUGUCGGGUGAUGGUCGCCGAUCCGGCACGCCCAGCCGUUUUGAUGCCAGCUUCUACCGCACCCACGAUGCGCUCGGAUACAUUCCCUCGGACGUGCAGUCGCUGCGCUCUCAGGCCACGUACUCGUCCGGGCUGCCCGUGUUCGCCGCCAAUGGGCCGUUCGGUCCGGGGAGUGCCCAGCGGCCCAGCGGCGGCAAACGCAGCACGUAUGGCAGCUACGCCAGCUCCAUCAUUUCUCAGGACGCAGGGCCCGGAGGCACCGACAGCGCGAGCGUGGUCGGGAGCGCGCUCGGGCCCUCCGACCGGGCCACGAGCAGCAUGGCGUACUCGCAGUCCGACCGCCUGCGCCGCCGCACGUCCUUCUCCUCGACCGCGGGCGCGUCCGACCUGGGCAGCCUGUCGCAGUACGACUACAAGAGCCAGGACGACGCGGACCUCGACGACAUGCGCUCGCAGUACACGGGCACCCAGUCCGGCGUCACCGUGUUUUAG